Molecule: messenger RNA, 3126 nt
Organism: Populus trichocarpa (black cottonwood)
Lineage: Eukaryota; Viridiplantae; Streptophyta; Magnoliopsida; Malpighiales; Salicaceae
Product: protein ROLLING AND ERECT LEAF 2
Exons: 6
Coding region: 384-2699 (771 amino acids)
Source: RefSeq, a predicted model, not a curated record
UUCCUCUUUGCAGAUUGCGUUUUUGCAUGGAACCACCGCCCCUUUCCCUUUUACCUUUUACCUUACCUUACAUUACCCCCACCAGAUUCUCCAUCUCCCUCUCCCUCUCUGAAGUGUACUGUACAAUCUCUCUCUGUGUCUGAAACCAAAAUUCUUUAUUAUUUCUCACUGUAUCUGUACAACAUUACUUCAAGAAGAAAUGUUGAUUCUGUUUCUCAUCUGAGUCUGCUCUGAAUUCCACGCUCUCCCUCUAUCAAUCAUACUAUGUUCUACUAGCAGUGGCUUCUUCUGAUUGGAUUACAUUACUUCAUCUUUUUUCUCUGGAAGAAGCCUAUGCCUUGACAAUUUGAUAAAGCGGGGAUUGAAACUUUUGGAUCUGGGAAAUGGGUGCUUCAAGUUCUAAAAUAGAAGAAGACAAGGCUUUGCAGCUUUGUCGUGAAAGAAGGAAAUUUGUUAGGCAAGCCCUUGAUGGCCGGUGCUCGCUUGCAGCAGCUCAUGUUACGUAUAUUCAGUCACUGGGAAGUACAGGAACUGCUCUUAGGAAGUUUGUUGAACCUGAAGUUCCUAUUGAAUCUUCGUUGUACAUCUCCACCAAUGCAACGCCAGAGCCACCUGCUUUGACUGAGAAGUCGCUUUCCCAUUUUUCAGUCUCCUCUCAAUCUUUAUCUCACCCUGUUGAUGCAGCUGAAAACUUUUCUCCAUCACCAUCUCCUCCCAGCUCAAGUCAGGUUCAGGCACAUCAUAUGAAAUUUAGGGGCUUUUCUUCUAAAACAAUUGAAGAGAAACCACCUGUAGUUGUUACAGGGACAGUAACGUCAUCCAGUACCCCACAAAAUACCACUCCUCGUUCCACUGAGAAACAUGAAACAUCACAGUUUGAUGAUUCAUCAGUACCACCAGGGACGACUCAAUGGGAUUACUUCGAACCUUUUCAACCAAUUGACCAUCAGUUUUCUUUUCAAGACAGAAUGCAACUGAACCAUGGGUUCGACAGUGCUGAUGAUUUAAGACAGCUCAGGGAAGAGUAUGGAAUUCCUGAUCUGGAAGACGAAGGAGAGAAAGCUUCGUUUCAUGAAAUUGCAGAAUCUGAGGGUUCGGAAGAUGAAUUUGAUGACCCUCCUGUGGAUACUUUGGUGCGAAGUUUUGAAAAUCUUAAUAGGGUACAUGAUCAUGUUGCACCUAGUGCCUCACAAAUCACGCCUUCUGCAAGUGGUGCAGCUUCAGAUACUGAGCUAUUGAAUGGGAAGAAAGGGAACUCUCCUGGUUUGUUGCCAUUAAGAACACCAUCAGCAGCAGUUUCUGUUUCAGCUGACAGACAGAAAACACCGAUGAAGGAAGAUCAAUCAAAAAAUAAGGUUUCCCCUAAGGACUUCUUUUCAAGCAUAAAAGAUAUAGAGUAUCUCUUUGUAAAAGCUUCUGAUUCUGGGAAAGAGGUUCCGAGGAUGCUUGAAGCAAAUAAAUUGCAUUUCCGUCCAGUGGUACCUGGAAAAGAAAAUGGAUCAGUGGCAUCUACAUUCUUCAAGGCCUGUUUAUCUUGCGGGGAAGACCCUAGCCAAGUGCAAGAAGAGCCUGCCCAAAACGAUUUGAAGUACUUACCUUGGCAUAGGACGACAUCUUCGCGAUCAUCUUCAUCCAGGACUCCUCUUGGAUUAAACGCCAAGGAUGAUUCAGGUGAUCCAGUUGGUAAUCUUUUUGAUAAUUUUUGCAUGAUCUCUGGCAGUCAUGCUUCAACUCUAGACAGACUAUAUGCAUGGGAGAGGAAGCUGUAUGAGGAAGUAAAGGCUAGUGAGAUGGUCAGAAGGGAGUAUGAUAUGAACUGUAAAGUUUUAAGACAACUGGAAUCAAAUGGAAAAAGUCUCCACAAUGUGAAAAUUGAUAAAACCCGGGCCAUUGUUAAAGAUCUACACUCGAGAAUCAGAGUUGCACUUCACAGAAUUGAUUCCAUAUCGAAGAGGAUUGAGGAAUUAAGAGACAAAGAGCUCCAGCCACAACUUGAGGAAUUAAUAGAUGGGCUGAGUCGGAUGUGGGAGGUGAUGUUUGAAUGCCACAAGCUUCAGUUUAACAUCAUUACAACAGCAUACAACAAUUGCAAUGCCGAGUUAUCUAUACAGUCAGAGUCACAUCGGCAGGUUACUGUUCAUCUUGAAAAAGAACUGAGCUCUCUAUCUUCAAGUUUUACUAAGUGGAUUGGAGCUCAGAUUUCCUACCUGCAGGCUAUAAAUAGUUGGCUUUUUAAAUGUGUCUUUUUUCCAAGCAAACCUGCCAAGAGAAAAAGGAGGCAACCGGAACCAUCAACGACUUUAAGAUACUUUGGCCCUCCUGUAUAUGUCACCUGUGGUGUCUGGUUGGACAAACUUCAGACCUUGCCUGCAAAGGAAGUCGCAGAAUCUAUUAAGGGUUUAGCAGCUGAAACUGCUCGCUUUUUACCACGCCAAGAGAAGAACCAAGGGAAGAAUGCGAACCUUUCAUCAUGGAAGGCUGAUAAUGGCAGUGAUUCAGCAGUUAACAUGUUGAGAGAUGAAGCACUGGAGGAUUGUAUCCUAGGUUUCAAGCAUUUUCGAUCAAGCCUGGAGGGAUUUCUGGGUCAGUUGCAUAAGUUUGCUGAGGAUUCUGUCAAGAUGUAUGCAGAACUUGAAAAGGAAAUCCAGGAUACCAAGAGUAAUUAUGAAAGAGUGAAGUCCCAACAGCAAGUUGCUUAAUCAGAAAAAAAAAAAAAAAAAAAACAGCUUGGUUACAGAGAAGAGGGAACAAUUCUGUUGCAUUGUAUCACCUUAACAGUAAGAAACCCUGACAGGCUAAGGAUUUCAGAUAGAGAUCAAUUGGAUGCUGCAUUUGCAUACGAGGAAAGGAAUAAAAGGGUUCUUGGUGGCUGUUUUUGGUUAAAUCAAAGCUGAAACAAAGAGGCAAAUAAAAAUUUAUAGAGAUAUAAAAAGAUGUUAUAAAGGGGGUGGUUUUGCACUUCAAAAGCCGUGUUAUGAGAGAGAGAAAAAAAUUGUUCUUCAUUGUUAACUCGAUGAAAGAUUUUAUGAUCACUAAACUGGUAGAACAUGGUACUGAACUGGAUUCUGAGUUUCUGACUUAGGUUCCAUGCAUUUGGUUAUACCCAGGAGUUCUCAAGGUUUUCUU